UCGCAAUAGUUCUCAAGGUAGUUGGAGUGUUUAUGGCCAUCCUACAUUCCUUGCAGUUUAUCGCUUAUGGAUUAGUAUUUAGUGGGGUCAGGCAUCAAUGGUUUCCUGAAAUAAUAUCCUUAGUUAUCCUCCUGUACUUCGCCGCAGUAUGGUACAGCUAUGGGGAAUUCAUUGAGGAUAUUGCGAACGAUUUAAACUUUAUCACUGUCUACGACAGCCAGACCAACCAACAGGUAACGUACCCUCUUGGGGGUGGAAAUGAAAACCAUCAAAUGUCACCGAUGAACCAGCCAAACGGAGGAAGAUAUCCUUUCCAGGGUCCUUCAACGAUGCCCUCUGCACCUCCUUUGAACACCCCUCAGGCACCUUAUGUGAUACCUGGGCCUCGCAGCGCUCAGUCAUUGGGAAGGCCCCAAGCUUCAACGCAAAUAGAUAGUGAUAAUCCAACAAACACACAAAUGCCUACGCCGUACAAGACUUCUAAGUGGUCCGAUAAAAAUUAG
Molecule: messenger RNA, 503 nt
Organism: Macrosteles quadrilineatus (aster leafhopper)
Lineage: Eukaryota; Metazoa; Arthropoda; Insecta; Hemiptera; Cicadellidae
Exons: 2
Coding region: 33-503 (156 amino acids)
Source: RefSeq, a predicted model, not a curated record